UGCUUGGCCACCAAGGGCUAUCAACCUCGAAUUUGCCUGGGACCAUGCCAUCACAGUGCUUGCAGUUAGGCAAUGAUGCUAUAUUUGUCGCACGCUGCCUUGAUCGUGCACUUCCAGAUACGAACGUGUGAGUCUUGGCUGCGAAGUCGUAGAUGUCAUGGAAGUAAGCACGCAGGAAUCAGGCAGCCGGUGGUUUUGGUGUACUUGUGAUGGUGCUUGGGUAUAGUCUGGACGAGGGGAUGAAGAGGUGUAUAAAAGAGGUGGUCCCUUGGGGAUGAGAAUAGAGCAUCACAGCAGCGCAUCUUCAAACUUCAGUCUCCGGGACCAUAUCUACUUCCGCAUCAAAAUCCUCAUUGCUUCUUCUUCUUAGAUACUUUACCAUGCGUCCAUCCCAAAUCCUCUCCUAUGCCACUCUGGCAGGCAUGAGUGUAGCCCAGGGCGAUCUUGGUGCUCUUCUGGCUUCACAACCCGAUCUUAGCACUCUCCUUGAGCUAGUCGGUCUUGUAGAUGGUCUAGCUGACACUCUCUCCGCUGCCUCCAACAUCACCAUCUUCGCGCCUACGAACGAUGCGUUCGCAGCCGUACCACGCGACGUGCCCGAGGGCCAGGCCAUUGAGAACAAGAACGACACUAUUGCCAUUGGUGCCCUGCUCGCCAACCACGUCUUCAAGGGCGUAUAUCCCGCCAGCGUCAUUACUGAUAUCCCAACAUUUGCACAAACCCUCUUGGACAGUUCGUACGUGAACGAAAUCCAACCUUUUUCCAACUUUACUGGGGGAGCAUACAACGAGCUUGUCAAGAACGGAGAAGAUGUCUGUGUCAUCUCGGGAGAACAAACCAUCUCCACUGUUACUGAAGCCGACAUCAUGCUGGGCGAAGGCAUCACCAUCCACAAAGUCGAUACAGUCUUGUCCUUUGGCGCACCUUUCCAACUCUUCACCUAUCGCUCGGGCUACUUUGCCAUGAACGCCGCCCUCGAAGCCGCCCAACUCGCCAUCGACUUUGGCCUCUCCGGCCCUGAAGCCACCGGUCUUAACAUCUCCGACUUUACCAUUUUCGUACCUACCAAUGAGGCCUUUGAAUCCAUAGGUUCCGUGCUCGAGUCUGCGGACCAGGCAACCCUACAGGAAGUACUCAAGUACCACAUUAUUCCUAGCAAUGUCAUCUUCUCAACUGCGCUGGGUAAUGUCACGGUCAAAAGUCUCCAGGGUGCAGAUUUGGUCUUUACGGUCCUUGAGGAUGGGAGUGCGUGGGUCAACGGUGCGAAGAUCAUUUAUGCAAACACUAUUCUUUUCAACGGUGUUGCGCAUGUAAUCGACAGUGUUCUAAGCCCCCUUGCUCCAUUCGACCGCGCAUCUCUCGAGCCUUCUGCACCAGCAGCCGAUCGUGUCGCUUUCGAAGGCGCAACUUCCGUCUCUGAGCUCCCAUUCUCUAGCGUUUCUCUCGCUUUCGGAGGUGACCUCAUGACCUACACGACUACACCAGAGCUCCUCAAAACCGUUGCUGCUGUUGCUACGCCUACAGCCGCCGUCAACGCUACGACUACAGGCUCACCCAUGUCAACCUACACUGGAGGUGCGAUGGGAAUGCUGCCUGGUGCUGGUAUGGCUGUCGCUGGAGCCAUCGGCAUUGCUGCUGCUCUUGUUUAGGUCACUAGAGCAUAGAAGUAGUGAGGACUAGGAUUCGAAGAACAUGGUUUCAAGUUAAACGCAGUAUAUGAUACGCAUUUCUGGAUGGCAUAACAUAUAGAUCUCAUUCGUUUGUUGAUUUUUCCGAUAGCGAGCGCACUUGUGGUUGUUUCAGGCGAGGAUGGAAGUUGGGAACUAGAGCAUAUUUAGUAAUCACGUUGGAGUAGCAUACCCUUACCAUAACGUCUAGUUAACAGAGGUCUUGUAGUGGAAGAAUUUCAUCAUGUGAAUUUCAAAUAUGAAUGUGA
Alternaria alternata is the source of this 1936-nucleotide messenger RNA. RefSeq names its product Fasciclin-domain-containing protein. The record is from RefSeq and is a predicted model, not a curated record. Lineage: Eukaryota; Fungi; Ascomycota; Dothideomycetes; Pleosporales; Pleosporaceae. The transcript has 3 exons. Gene Ontology annotation, cellular component: fungal-type vacuole membrane. The coding region runs from base 381 to 1649 and encodes 422 amino acids. Gene Ontology annotation, biological process: macroautophagy.